Molecule: messenger RNA, 687 nt
Organism: Parascedosporium putredinis
Lineage: Eukaryota; Fungi; Ascomycota; Sordariomycetes; Microascales; Microascaceae
Source: the annotation of a GenBank genome assembly
AUGACAGACCAUGUUGAUGAUGCAACGCCAAAGAAGGACAUCUUUACCACGGGCGCCAGCCACAUGGCGUUGCUCCACAACUGCAUCAUCCGCGGAUUCAACUCGAUAUGGCUCCAGGCCCCGCAUAUAAAGGAGGCUGACAAGGCGGAUUUCAUCGGAUACUCGCUCACCUGGUUCAAGUUUGUCAAGUCGCACCACGACGAUGAGGAGGACAACCUCUUCAACAAGGUCGCCGACAUCCUCGGCGAUGAGGGGGUUUGGUCUCAGACUCAUGAGGAGCAUGAAUCCUUCCUAGGUGGUCUCGGCGAAUUCAACACCUACCUAACCUCCCUAAAGUCACCCUCUGACUUUUCCGGCGAGGAACUCCGCCGAAUCAUGGCCUCCUUCCACGAGCCCUUCGAGAACCACUUCCACAGCGAGAUUUCCACCAUCGCCGACAUGGCCGGCCACCCCAAAGCCCCUCAAGCCGGUUCCCCGAAGAGACGGCGGCGUCUGCAAUGUUCAAGGCAUCGCUCUGCCGAAGCCCCUCUUUGGGAGAACUGGCCCCCGAUGCCCAAUCCUAUCAAGUGGGGAAUGGUUAACAUUGCGGGAUCAUGGUACUCGAGUUGGUGGAAGUUUUCGAGCUGUGAUGCGAACCAGAGGCCGAAGGAGCUCUAUGCGCUCAAGGACGUCGAGGUCAAAUCUUAA